This is a messenger RNA of Sclerotinia trifoliorum, 1326 nucleotides long. The record is from the annotation of a GenBank genome assembly. Lineage: Eukaryota; Fungi; Ascomycota; Leotiomycetes; Helotiales; Sclerotiniaceae.
GAUGGAUCUGAACGGAUAUUACUUUCUUAGGCGGGUAUAGCGGGUGAUUUUGAGAUGAGAACUGCAGGCCCAAAGACCUGCGCUUACUACUCAAACUUCCACAACGUGAUUUACGGUAAAGGGGGGCUAGACUUGAGGAUGCCUUCAGAAGGUAGAUUAUACUAUACUGCGUUUGUGAAAGCUCGAUUUUUCUAAGUGAGCCUUGGGUUGAGAACGAUAGAUACUGUAUUGAAGCCCACACCAAAUGUAGAUAGAUCUUAUGCAGUUCAGUCUUUUCUCUUUGCUUCAAAAUCAUCGCGGUCAGUAGUCGAAGCUUCAAAAUCCAAUGUCCUCUUAUACAUAUUCUCAAACCUAGCUAACAACUACGAUUAGACUCAUGAAGGCUAUAACUGCCCUCGUCGGCUUGAGCUGGCUUCGCUGGGCUUUAGCGGACGACAUUUAUUGCGAUGCUAAUGUGCCAUGUGCCAUUGGAUGCUGCGGUGUUAAAAGCAAUGUUUGCGGUCUCGGUCCCAACUACUGCAGUGUGGAGAAUUGUAUCAAUAGUUGUGACGCCAAAGCUGAGUGUGACCCGGGUGGCUGGGCGUCCGAGUACGUCAAUAGAACCACCUGCCCGCCGAAUGUCUGCUGCAGCGAGUAUGGAUUCUGUGGCACAGGCGAUUCGUUCUGUGAGACCAAGACUCCCACCAUACCCUCCUGUGAUGUCGAUUCACAAUCAAUAACCCGUGUCAUCGGUUACUAUGCCUCAGGUGGUGCUACUCGCGCAUGUGAUGCCAUGCUUCCCCAGUCCUUUCCCCAGGGAAUCUAUUCGCACAUCUAUUUUGCCUUUGGCAGUAUCAACCCAGAUACCUUUGAAGUAAUCCCCGGAGCCGAUGGUGACGAAGCGCUCUAUACAAAGCUUGCGGCCCUCCAAACACGCGAUGCAACGCAGAAAUUCUGGUUAUCCAUCGGAGGGUGGACUUCACGGACAGUGACCCGACCACAGCGACGACCUUGUCGGAUCUCGCGGCUGCCGACAUCACCUACCAGAAUGUGUUUUUCUCGUCGUUGACUCUUUUCAUGACGACGUGGGGGUUUUCAGGCGUUGAUAUCGAUUGGGAGUAUCCCGCCGCCUCCGAUCGCAGUGGCCGAACAGAAGAUUAUGCCAAUUAGCCGAAGUUCCUGGCCAAUUUGAAAGCAGCACUGGAUGAGUACAGCUAUGGUCUUUCCAUUACGCUGCCUACCAGCUACUGGUAUCUACAGCAUUUUGUAAGUCCACUUCCAUGAAAUAAAUCAUGAAUAUAAGAUCAUGAUUCAUCUAUUCAUUGCAGAGCCCUAUCCGAGUGCUAC